AUGGCUGCUGCUAUCGCCAGUUCUCUUAUCAGACAGAAGAGACUGGCUAGGGAACAGAGAGACAAGUCAUUCCCGUCCAAACGUAUCAGUAGCCCCAGUAAAAGCAAAGGGAUCUGUGAUAGGCACUGGUUUACUGUCUUUUCCAAAGUCAGGAUUUUUGGCUUGAAGAAACGCCGCAGGAGGCGCCCAGAGCCUCAGCUUAAAGGUAUCGUAACAAAGUUAUACAGCAGGCAAGGCUACCACUUGCAAUUACAGCCAGAUGGCGUUAUCGAUGGGACAAAAGAGGAAGGCAGUAGUUACACUUUAUUCAACCUCAUACCAGUGGGGCUUCGGGUUGUUGCCAUUCAGGGUGUGAAAACAGGACUGUACUUGGCAAUGAACAAUGAAGGUUACCUUUACACAUCAGAACACUUCACACCUGAAUGCAGGUUCAAGGAAUCAGUAUUUGAAAACUACUAUGUGACCUACUCAUCCAUGUUGUAUAGACAACAACAGUCUGGAAGGGGCUGGUACUUGGGACUUAACAAGGAGGGAGAGAUCAUGAAAGGAAACCACGUGAAGAAAAACAAACCAGCAGCCCACUUCCUCCCCAAACCAUUAGAAGUUGCCCUUUAUAGAGAGCCAUCACUACACGAGUUGGCGGAGGUUCUGUCUCGAUCUGGAACACCCACCAAGAGUCGAAGUGCCUCUGCAGUGCUAAACGGGGGCAAGACGGUGAGUCAGACUGAAUCAACGUAGCUACCUGGAGGCCCGGCCCUAUCCAGACAAACCACGUUACAGAUGCUGACAACAUAUCACUAGCAGACAGUCUCUUUCUGUUGUAAAAUGAUUCAGGAAACAAGCUACUACUGAGCUGGGUAAAGUUGCACUCCUAUCAGCCUCUUAGGUCCUUCUGAUUUUUCUGUCAGUGGAUAAAUUUUAGCCAAGAAAAUGCUUGUGCAUCUCACCAAACACCGGGACGGCCGAUCGACCAUCAUUUUUGGGAUGUGGCGCAACCGAAGAAAUGUCAUUUUAUCCCAUCACCAGAUCCGCCUCCGGGAAACGAAUCAUAGUAAAAUUCACAAUCUGUUCGCAAGCUGAAAACAAGUUCCAGCUCAGCAGUGAACACACAGGCACACAGAUACAGAUACACACAAAACAAAGCAGACCAUAUUUACUCCUGCCAGAGGAAUGUAGCCACCUUUGGGUUUUACUGAAGGAACGAGGAACACAUUAAACAGUAAAUGCAUCUCGUUCUUGGCUCAGUGCUGUUCAGUCCCAUCAGAUACACUUGUACCCGGUUUCUUUUCUUUAGUCUGACAAUAGUGUUUUGCAGUACUGCAGUUCUACAGCUUUUUUUAUACUCCAACCAACAGUGAUAGGAUUACUUUCAAAAAUUAGUCAGGGUUGCGAAAAUAAAAUAAAUGAACAGAAUUAAGUCAGUGUCUCAGGCAAUGUAGUUAAAAGUGUAACUUAGAGCAAUCUUGUGGACAAGGGUUUCUAGUCUGUAGUAAUAAUAACCUUCUAGUGAAACUCCUAGAGUGCAGAAAUCCCAUCCAUUAGCAAAACGCACCUUCAUAACUCGUUCUCACCUUAGGCAUUUGCACAUUGACCUUGUUGUGGUGGUUUUUACUCUUGAACAAACUGUGGGGUUUUGGGGUGACUUCAUUUUUAUAACAAUAUGGAAAGUCUUAUUUGUAACAGUCUGCCACUGCCUCUGUUCAUGUACUGGGCAAUGGUGGCAGUUAUUGUAACUGAGCUUCCUUUUGGGUAGUUUAUCCUCAGCUCAUCCCAGUACACACUACACAGAGGUUCUUAUUAUUCUGUCAAUUAGUUUAGACUUUUAUUUUAAUUUCUCUGUUGCAUGGGAGAAAGCUGGUAAUAAUGGAAUAGAGUUGCAUGAUGUAGGAUCUGUAUUUUAAACAUGUUGGAAAAUGUGCUCCGAACAUUACAUGGGUUAUCAAGUACAUGCAGUUUUCCUGCUUCUGUACUGGUCAGAUGUUUAUUAUUUGUUGUGUACACCAACAGAUGCACUGAAUAAAACAUUUCUAUGAA
Rhincodon typus (whale shark) is the source of this 2034-nucleotide messenger RNA. Its product is annotated as fibroblast growth factor 13-like. The transcript has 5 exons. Lineage: Eukaryota; Metazoa; Chordata; Chondrichthyes; Orectolobiformes; Rhincodontidae. Gene Ontology annotation, molecular function: fibroblast growth factor receptor binding; growth factor activity. Gene Ontology annotation, cellular component: cytoplasm. The record is from RefSeq and is a predicted model, not a curated record. Gene Ontology annotation, biological process: animal organ morphogenesis; cell differentiation; regulation of cell migration. The coding region runs from base 1 to 738 and encodes 245 amino acids.